AUGAGGAGGACAAAGUGUGUGGAGGAGGAGUACUGUCAGAGUGUGUGCAGGAUGAGGAGGUCAAGAGUGUGUGGAGGAGAGGUCAAGAGUUAUGAGACGGAGGAGGUAGGAGGAGGUCAGCGUGUGAGGAUGAGGAGGAGGGAGGUCCAGAGUGGUGAGCAGGCGGAGGAGGUCCAAGUGGUGAGGAGGAGGAGAGGGACAGAGUGUGAGCAGGAGGAGGAGGUCCCAGAGUGUGAGGAGGUCAAGUGA
Molecule: messenger RNA, 249 nt
Organism: Knipowitschia caucasica
Lineage: Eukaryota; Metazoa; Chordata; Actinopteri; Gobiiformes; Gobiidae
Source: the annotation of a GenBank genome assembly